Messenger RNA from Mobula hypostoma (lesser devil ray), 7186 nucleotides. RefSeq names its product solute carrier family 9 member A5 (gene slc9a5). Gene Ontology annotation, biological process: sodium ion import across plasma membrane; proton transmembrane transport; regulation of intracellular pH. The record is from RefSeq and is a predicted model, not a curated record. NCBI's taxonomy places the organism in Eukaryota, Metazoa, Chordata, Chondrichthyes, Myliobatiformes, Myliobatidae. Gene Ontology annotation, molecular function: potassium:proton antiporter activity; sodium:proton antiporter activity. Gene Ontology annotation, cellular component: plasma membrane. The transcript has 16 exons. The coding region runs from base 102 to 2822 and encodes 906 amino acids.
UGUGCGCGUUGUUCCCGUGAAGCUGAACCUCGGCCUCGACGGUGGCAGAGCUGCUGCAAGGAGCUGGGGUCUCGCCGUUGGCUGUCAGCCACUCGACAAGAAUGCGGAGCACCGUGGACGAAGGAGACCCUCACGGUUACGGCACCGUUGGCUUCGAAAUGGUCAAGUGGGAAUGGGUCCAUGUGCAAGGACCCUAUCUGGUAGUAGUGUGGAUAUUGGUCGCCAGUUUGGCUAAAAUAUUGUUCCAUCUCUCAAGCAAGGUGACGACUGUGGUGCCAGAAAGCUGUCUGCUGAUUUUACUGGGUUUGGGCCUUGGGGGCAUUGUCCUUGCAGCAGCCAAGAAACCAGAGUACCAACUGGAACCAGACACAUUCUUUCUCUUUCUUCUACCACCAAUUGUGUUGGACUCUGGAUACUUCAUGCCAAGCAGACUGUUCUUUGACAACUUUGGAGCAAUUCUGAUGUAUGCAGUGAUUGGCACCCUCUGGAAUUCAUUUGCCACAGGAACGGCACUUUGGGGCAUAAAGUUAGCAGGUCUCAUGGAUCCCAAAGUAGAAGCUGGUUUGCUUGAAUUUCUGCUUUUUGGCAGUUUGAUAUCUGCAGUGGACCCUGUGGCAGUAAUAGCUGUUUUUGAGGAAGUCCACGUCAAUGAAACGCUAUUCAUCAUUGUGUUUGGAGAGUCGCUGCUUAAUGAUGCCAUAACUGUUGUACUCUAUAAAAUGUUCAAUUCUUUUACAACCAUUGGUAUAGACAAUAUACAGGCUGUGGAUUACAUCAAGGGUUUAGGUUCAGUCUUCGUGGUGAGCUUGGGUGGAACUGCUGUAGGAAUUACCUUUGCCUUUCUGCUGGCCCUCAUCAGCCGUUUUACUAAACGGGUCCGCAUCAUUGAGCCGCUCUUUGUGUUCCUGAUUGUUUACUUGGCCCAUCUCACAGCUGAAAUGAUCUCACUCUCCUCCAUCUUGGCUGUCACUUUCUGCGGCCUGUGUUGCAAAAAGUAUGUGGAAGCUAACAUUUCACAGAAGUCACGCACAACUGUAAAAUAUACAAUGAAGACAUUAGCCAGCAGCUCAGAAACAAUUAUCUUCAUGCUGCUGGGAAUCUCUGCUGUGGACACAUCGAAAUGGACCUGGGACACGAGUCUUGUUCUCUUCACACUUCUUUUCAUAUUUGUCUUCAGGGCAAUAGGUGUAAUCCUACAGACCUGGGUAGUAAAUCAUUUCCGGCUUGUCCCGUUGGACAGAAUUGACCAGGUUGUUAUGACGUACGGUGGCUUAAGAGGUGCUGUGGCUUUUGCAUUGGUCAUACUUCUCAAUGGUCAGGUUAUCAAGGCAAAGGACUAUUUUGUUGCAACAACGAUCACUGUUAUAUUUUUCACAGUGAUUGUUCAGGGGUUGACGAUCAAACCUCUUAUUAAAUGGCUGAAGGUAAAGCGUAGUGAUCAUCACAAGCCAACGUUGAAUGAAGAGUUACAUGAACGUGCUUUUGACCAUAUUCUGGCAGCUGUAGAAGACAUUGUAGGUCACCAUGGUUACCAUUAUUGGAGAGAUAAAUGGGAACAGUUUGACAAGAAGUACUUGAGACAGAUGUUGAUGCGGAAGUCGGCCUACAGGAUCAAGGAUGAUAUUUGGGACGUUUACCACAAGUUGAAUAUACGCGAUGCUAUCAGCUUUGCUGACCAGGGAGGUCACAUGACAUCAGGAAAAUUCUCAUUUGCAUCAAUGCCAAGUCGAACAUCUUUCUCUGAAACAUCUGUAACAAACCUCCUGAGAGAAAGCGGUAGUGCAGUUUGUCUAGACUUGCAAGUGAUUGACACAGUGAGGAGUGGCAGAGAUCGGGAAGACACAGUGAUGCACCAUGUCUUGAGAGAGAACCUGUACAAACCAAGGAGAAGGUACCAGGGAAAUUACAGUCGGCACUUCAUUGCUCAAGGCGAACAAGAAAGGCAAGAAAGGGAAGUUUUCCAACGAAACAUGAGAAGUCGUCUCGAGUCAUUCAAAUCCACCAAACAUAAUGUCUACCCUUCAAAGAACAAAUGCAGACAUAAAAAGGAGUACAAAUGUCAGAAAAAGAGAAAUGCUGAAGGUGCAAAUGGCCAAGUACCUAAUGAUAAGUUGCGGAGAAACGUCAGCUGGCAUGAUACAAUUCCAGUUUUUGUCGAAGUUGACUCUGAAGAUGAGGAAAAAGAUGACCCUGUGAAGGUAAAUGAGCAGGAGGAUGACGAGGGCAUCACCUUCAUGGCACGUACACGGGAUGUGAAUUUACAAGAAAGAAAAAUCUCAGGUAAUUCUGAAUAUCUUCAAAGCCCAAGCGUUAUCCCACUAUCUCCCACUUCUGCUGAGAAAGAGCUUCCCUGGAAAGGUGACACAAGUAACCUGUCAGCCUGUGUCUCUGUGGAAACUACCAAGAUUGUGCCAGUCGACUUGCAGAAUGCCUGGGAUCACAGCAUAUCAUCGCUUGAGAGCCUAGUCUCUCCUACUAUGUCUGAUGUAGUGUUUCAGCCAAGGACCUUGAACUUCAUGCAGUCGGCCUCAGCUGACCUGCCACGGCAUCGCGUCCACUUCCAGUUUCCUGAUGUUUGUACAGCUGGCGAAAGGCGUGUUGAUGAGGAUACAGUUGAGUUUGUUCAGCAGCAGGAGCUGCAGCCACUUAUGCUCACUGAGGAUGAUAGCAGACCAGCUCCAUCAGCUGGGUUUGUAAGUACCAGAUGGUCCACUUCAUUCAACAGGCCUUCCUGUGUCUCAGCACUGAAAUCUUUGGUUACCUCGACACAAUACAUCACUAAACAAUCUGAGAAGUCUGGUAAUAAACAGACAGAACUUUAAUUUCAUUUCAAGCUAGAAAGAGGAAUAUAAAAGGACCAUGGCACUUUAGUUUCAUAAACCAUUGAGCAUGUGCUUUGAAAUACUGGAGAAUCUUAAGCCAUUCUGAGGCUUGAAACUCUGAAAAUGUUAGCAAACAAGUAUAUAUUUGUAUUAUAUUUAUGUGAUUAGUUUCUAAUACUUCUAUGGAAAUGGAAGUGUUUGAUCUUCAGAUUUGAAUGCUGCAGAGACAUUUCCUUGAUGUGGUUACACAGAAUGCAAAAUAGUUUCCAGUUCUAUGCGACCCAUUUCUGGGGUGGGGAGGGUGAAGAGAUUGCAAGGCAUCUGUCUCAAGCAGAUGGAAUUAUAUGAAAUAACAGUCAAGGAUUGAGACAAACCAUAGAGGGCUGCUGAAUGAUCAACAAGGGAUGUCAGAGAUCAUUGUCUUCCCAAUCAAACAUAGUUAUAGGGAGACUGAUUUGAUCCUUUUAAUUGGUUGGGAUCCUUUUACAUAAAGUCACAAUAAAAGUGAGGAGAUGGUCUAACUAAGCAUGUAGUUACCCUUCCGUGGGCUUGUUACUCUCCUUUUGGCAAUGGGCAGUUUGGAAAGUAAAUUGAGUCUACACCAGAGGAAGGCAUUGUCUACUUUCAAAGCUUCAGUACAAUAGAGCUCCUUAGGUGAGAAUCUGCUCGUCUAAACAGAGCAGAGGGUAAUGCUGGAGCUCUAUUAUUUAAUGAGAGAAUGUAUUUGAUACAGAGAAAGAAAUCUGUUGACAGUAGGAAAGCAACAAUGAAGUGGUUUGGUGCCCAAAAAUGGCAAAAGGAAUACAUUCCAGAGAAGUGUGAUGCAUUUUGAUGGGGCAAGAUGAUGCACCAUAAAUGAUUGAAUCCAUAGCAAGAUAUUCAUGCAUAAGCACUUAACUCUUUCUUUUACUUACACAGAUGUUGCAUGACUUUCAAUAUUUAUCGCACUCACUUCUGUUUUUUUAAAAGAUUUCCAGCAUCGUCAGUAUUUUGCUUUAGAGUAUAGCCAUUCCUUGAUUUAUAAAAUGGGCAUUUUAAUACUUCCUAUGGGUGGAGGGUUCUGUGUCAAUUGUUAUUAAAAAUCAUAGGUUUGGAAGUUGAAGAUAUGUACCUCAAAGAGUCAAUAACAUUUUAGGGAGAAUUUGAAACAUUUGUACAUUGAGGAACACCUGUACUAAAUAUUGUGAAAGAACAGAGUGAAUGUCCAGUAUUUAAUGAAGGUAGAUAUAAUGGUGAGGAAGGCAGAUGGGUUACCUGAUUUUAUUGGCUGAGUUAGUGAGUAUAAUAUUGAGGACUUAAUGCUAAAAUUGCAUAAAACACUAGUUAAACCACAGCUCAAGUGGUGUAUAUAGCCUAUUAUGCAUAAAGGAUGUGACAGAACUAAAAAGAAAGUACAGAGGAAAUUUACAAAUAACUUGCCAAGAGUUUGACAAAUUUGAUUAUAAUGAAAGGUUGUCAAGACUGAGGUUGUUUUCUUUGGAGCCAAGAAGGCAAAGAGGAAAUUUAAUAGCAAAAUAAUGAAUUAUGAGACUGGGGUGAUCUGAAGGGCUUUUGCCAUAUAGUCAAUAAGUAGGUUACAUAGUUUUAAGUUAAUAUAGAAAAAUUGAAAUUGAGUUGAGAAUUCUUUUGUUCCACUGACCUUUAUUGGUUUACAUGAAUAUGAUUAAGGAAUUACCUCGCCUGUUUGUGAAUUUCUAUGAUUGAAAUGUAUUUUAUUAUACCCCUUUCUACACUGUUCCAUUAAUUCAUCAGUUUUGCUUUUUAGUGUAACCUUUGUAGAUUUUGAAUCCAUUUUCCUAUCAUUACCAUGCUAUAUUAUUCCUGGCUGCUCUUGGAUUUGAUGCUCCAGCAUGCAAAUAAGUAUUCUUCUGCAUUUCUGACUGAGGUGAGGAGGAUGAAUUAAUGAGGGAUCAUCAAAUGAGGAGCAAUACGACUAACUUGUUAAUGCAUGACCACCAUUAACCCACUUACUCCAGUAAUAACCAUUCAUAAUAAAUAUAUCUCCACACAUCAGCAAGCCCUUGUAUUGUCUCUGCAAAGUCGUGUUUUUGGCUCUGUUAUUGGCACAUACCUAAAGUAACUGGUAGCAGGAUUAAUGAGGAAAAAAUGUUUCACCUAGAGCAUCAAAGAAAUCUGUAGCUCUCUGAAAGGGUAGUGAAAUAUACGAACACCAUUAUCUAAAUGGUGAGAGACUGAAGUGCACUGGGGAGGUGAGGGAUUUGGGUGUGCAAGUCUGUGGUUCACAAAAGCCCAGUCCGUAGACAGAGCUAAUAAUUAGGAAUGCUCAUUUACAGUAUUUACAGAAUAUUGAAUACAAAUGUAGGAAGCCUGUACUUCAGUUCUGUAGGGCAUUGGUGAAGUGCUAUAUACAGUAUUGAUCUUAUUUAAGGAAGGAUGCAAAUGCAAAAGUAGCAAUUCUCUUAAACAACAUUUUCGCAGGCUUAGAUUUUAUUAACAGAGGUAAAUGAUGUUCUUUUCUUCAUGGAGUUCAGGUUCAAGAUUUUAAUCUCAACUUCCUUUCCAAGUGUGGCAGCUGAUCUCAGUCAUGCCUCCUAGCUUGCUGCUCGCCACUGCAUUAGGGAACUUGCUCAGGUACUGCGUUCCUAUAAAAGUCAGCUCAUCAGUUUCAACUGAGGAACAGCUGGAAUACUGGGCAGUGUGAGACUUGUCACCUCUGCAUUUUUUUCUUAAGUGCAACAACUGGAGAUGUAUUCACGUGCCCAUUGUGGCUCACUUUAAUAAAACUGGAUCUUCUUAACUGCACUGCUUUCCACUUGCACAGUUUUCAAGUCAUGGUGGAUCAUCAGAAGAUUAUCAUUAUGGUCAAUGCAACAGAAGCAGAGAAUAUAUGCAAUGUCUUCAUCCUGGGAGAGAUCAAAUUGCCUGCUACUUUCAGCAGCCAACACUGACUGUCCUCAGAAGGAAAAGGGCAAUUUGCUAUUUCCCUUGUUUAAAAUGCCUGUUCAAAGCUGCAGCUGUGUACCAUACUGGAACCAGCAUCACCGAGAAAAAUGCAAACAGUCACUUGAAAAUGUAAUUGCUGUGCCUGAGUUAGUCAGGGGGCACCCUCUGAUAUUUUUGCAAAAGUUUUGAGGACCUUGUUAUCAUGCGUUGCCGACUAUACUACCUUGCUACCUAGAGAGAGCUGCUAACACCAUAGGAGGAGCAGCAAGGCCACGAGGCAAAGGCUGAAGAUCAGGGGAGCGGUGGUACUGGGCACCACAGUAGUGCAGCGAUGCUACUGCAGCUUGGGGUGUUCUGAAGUUGAGAGUUCAAUUCCAGUGCCGUCCUGUAAGGAGCCUCUGUAUGUCCUCCCGUGGAAAACGUGGACAUGGGUUUUCUCCAAUUUCCUCCCUCAGUCCAAAGGGUUACCCGUUAGGUUAAUUGGUCAUUGUAAACUGUCCUGUGAUUAUGUUAGGGUUAAUUGGAUUUGUUGGGGGUUUCUGAGGCGGUGUGGCUCAAAGGAAAAAGCUGUCAGUUUCAUAGGUAAUAUAGCAAAGCAGGCGUUCCACACUGUAUAACUAUAUAAAUAACAGCAGGAAAAUGUGCAGGAGGAUGAGAAUGGCAAAUGGGGAGACCAUCAGUCUCAACUCACAGCAGAGAGAGUAUUGACUCCCUGGGCAAUAAGGGACUCUUUGGAAGAGUGUUUACAAAUUAAGCAUGCAUCCUCUGAGCACUAGAAUCAUUAAUACCAAUGUAUCUCCCCAUGGUUCAGCAUUCCAUGAUUUUUGUAUCUCUCAUGGUGCCAGCCUCAUUUUACCAGACGUCCCAUGCUAUGGGAUAUCUGGUACAGUGAUCAUCUCCCUCCUCCUGCUCCUCUCCAUCUGCUCUAUCCUGUAAUUAUGGAGACUCUGGCAGGUGACUACACACACUACACUCAGUGUCUCCCUUCUGGCAUUUAUUUCACUCACCACAACCUUAAUUUCUACUAUUGAAAAGCUCCCGUCAAUGUCAAACACAUUGUGUGUUGCUGCUCUCUGGUUACCGCAGGGAAUGUGCACAGCAAAUUAUUUCCAACUGUGUCAAAUUGGUUGAGGCUUUGUAUUAGGAUCCACAAGCUCCUGUAUAAGUGCAGGACUCUGUGCAAGUGUUACCUUUAUCCAGUGCAAGUUCAUGGCACCAGGAAAGAGUGUAAUCUAACUUCUAGGCUCUCACCAGAAGAAAAAUGUGUUUUCCCUUCAUAACUUCUGGUUUCCAGUUAAGACCCCAUGAAUAACAGGAAGUAUUGCAACAGCCCUGACAACUGCUGAACUUGCACUGAUGCUGCCUCUGAGGUUUAGGCACAAUAAAACAUUAGUUUUUAAAAAUGAAAACACGAGGAAAUCUGCAGAUGCUGGAAAUUCAAGCAACACACACAAAAUGCU